CUUUGAAAUUGAAAGGAUUAUAGGCGUUUUUAUGGUGGUAAGGGGGAGUUGGUGAAGAAAAGAUAACGAUAAUAUACCCCUCCUGAAUACUGUUAUGACUUCAUUGAACGGUCUCGCGGGGUUUGUGGUUGCUUUUGACAUAAGCCUGGUUCUCCAUGGGUUGAAUGCGCGUUCACUUCCAUUAUUACUGCUGCAUAUGCCUUAUUGGGUUGCAAAAUUCCAGAACCGCGAAAAUAAUUUCAAAUUAGCUUUAAGUUACGUACCUAUAUUAUCUUUGAAUUUAGUGAUACUUUAUAAACCCAGCUAGUAUCAACUCUAGGUAAUAUAACACGACUUCGGUAAUAAUAUCAAUUUAUUAUUAGG
Annulohypoxylon maeteangense is the source of this 363-nucleotide messenger RNA. RefSeq lists its product as uncharacterized. Bases 95 to 307 code for a protein of 70 amino acids. The transcript has a single exon. NCBI's taxonomy places the organism in Eukaryota, Fungi, Ascomycota, Sordariomycetes, Xylariales, Hypoxylaceae. The record is from RefSeq and is a predicted model, not a curated record.